This is a messenger RNA of Paramormyrops kingsleyae, 990 nucleotides long. RefSeq names its product receptor accessory protein 5 (gene reep5). NCBI's taxonomy places the organism in Eukaryota, Metazoa, Chordata, Actinopteri, Osteoglossiformes, Mormyridae. The record is from RefSeq and is a predicted model, not a curated record.
UCUCCGGCGAUUCGUCCUGUGUGCUUGGAAAAAAAAAGUAGUGGUGGGUAGAUGUGCGUUGCAGCAGUCUACGUUAAUCGGGUUUCAUAAUCGAGGAAAUACUUCGGUGGGGAAGGAGAAAGGGAUCACAGAAAUCAUGGCACAUGCAAUGAAAGAACGAUUCGAUAAGUUCCUCCACGAAAAAAAUCUCUUGACGGAUGUAUUGGUAAAGAUCGAGGCGAAGACCGGGGUAAACAGAUCAUACAUAGCCAUUGCUGUCAUUGCCUUUGUUGCCAUAUACCUCGUGAUUGGGUAUGGAGCCUCCCUGCUGUGCAAUCUCAUAGGAUUCGCCUAUCCAGCGUAUAUUUCGAUUAAAGCGAUUGAAAGCGCCACCAAAGAUGACGACACGAAAUGGCUGACCUACUGGGUGGUGUACGGGGUUUUCAGCGUGGCCGAGUUUUUUGCUGACAUAUUCCUGUCCUGGUUCCCGUUUUACUACAUAGGAAAGUGUGGCUUCCUGGUGUGGUGCAUGGCCCCCACCCCUUCGAAUGGCUCCGUCUUGAUCUACAACCGGAUCAUUCGCCCUUUCUUCCUGAGGAACGAGAGCAAAAUUGACAGCAUGGUGAAGAACAUCUCAGACAAGGCCUCUGAGGCAGCCGGCAAGGUCAAAGACGAGGCUAAACGAGCAACAGCAAACAUCAUGUUUGAAGAGAAGAAGAGCUCUUAAAACGGUCCUAUUCUACCAGCUUCAUCUCUUGAGGGCUAUGGUUAUGUCUGGAUAAAUUAAUGUUGCCUUGAAGUUUCCUUUUAUUAUAAAAUGAAUUGUUUUAGAUCGCUGACUGUUUCGUUUGUAAAAGUGGUAAUCGGCAGUGUUUUGUGAAGACAGGCUAAUGCCUAAAGCUAAGCAGUCCAUGGCUUUUACAGCCUUUGUCUUGCACUUACAUGUGAAAUAGCCUUUAAUGUAUUGACCCUGCUAUGUAAAGACCCUAAUAAAGACAAACUGGCCACAAA